Molecule: messenger RNA, 2516 nt
Organism: Heterobilharzia americana
Lineage: Eukaryota; Metazoa; Platyhelminthes; Trematoda; Strigeidida; Schistosomatidae
Source: the annotation of a GenBank genome assembly
AUCUGCUCUCAAAGUAGCGCAAUAACUUUGUUUAUACCCGGCCUGUCAAACAAACUUAUUUAUGACUCAAACAGUAACACGGUACAGUAUAUCUAUCGAUGACGGCUUUGUCAGGGAAAGCACAACAUUCAGAGAAUUGAGUAGCAAUGCUAAAUGCAUACUUGCCGAUAUACUGUCAAUAACGAAUGGGGACUUAGCAAAGACAGCCUCCUUCUUGGAUAGGCUUUUAAACGAAACUCAAGCGAAAAUACAACUUCUUGCAGACAAUGAUAUGAGUGAUGAGGAGUUCUAUGUGAAGCUAACUAAGUUAAAAACCGAGCAUAGAGAUACUCUUGAUAUUAUUGAGAAACUUUAUCUGAGUCCGGACAUACAUCCUGAGGAAGAAAACAAUACUUUCUAUGAAUAUACAGAAAAUGCAGUUCAUCAAGACAAUUGUUACAGCGGGAAAGAGAAGUGUCGAAAUAAACAAAUGCUAGAGGAAGAGUUAGACUGUGAACCUAGUGAAAAUAAUGUGUGCUUGUCUCGAGAAAAUGAAUGUCGGAGUUUGAGAUCUCGAGAAAGUUAUCUUGGUGACUCAAGAAAAAAAAUAAAUGAAAACGAGAUAAACAAUGGUGAUCAUGAUAAUAACAGUUCUUAUCAUGACUUCAGUACAUCACCUGCAUCCUGGAAACAUCACAUCACAGUACCAGAACCAUUUGAAAUGACAAAGCGGGAAGAAGCCAUCAAGAAAAUAAGAAACAUACGGUCUGAAAAUAAAGUUUCUCAACUUUCUGCUUUUGAUGGUGAUGAGGAUAAGUACUGCUGUACGCAGUUCAAGGCAAAACCAAUACCUUCACACGUGUACUUACCAUUGUAUGAAAAAUUGAUGGAACAAAAUGCUUUAAAACGUGAAGCAGUUAGAGCGUACAGCAAAGAAAUUUUGAAGGCCACUGAAAAGCCGUUUUCUUUUACAGUAAGGGAAAAGCUGAAAAGAGAGAAAAAUGACUUUAGUCAGGAUAUAAGUAAACACUAUUAUAUUGAUAAGAAACCUCUACAGUCAAAAGACAACAAGUCUUUGGAUCCUUUAAACCUACCAUUACAGUUAUAUGAAAGGAGGUUUGAGCGUAUGCAAGAAGAUCUAUUGUUGAAUGAAGUUAAACGUCAGUUACGUGCUCAAAGACUUUUACAGUCAGCAUCUUUACCACCUGGUAUGGAAGAACGCCAACAUCGUAUGAAUAUGCGUAAACUUGAAAGAAAAGCUAGAGAUAAAAGACUGAACAGGAUUAAUGUAUUAGAUUUAGAUGAUUCAGAGAUAGGACAGAAACAAUAUCAUCAUUAUCAUCCAGCUCCUGAUUUUAAACAGUUACAUUGGAAAUCCAGUAAAACACUUCGACGUUUAUGGAAACCACCACCAGAGCCAACUAGACCAAAAUCAUUCAGACUGAGAACAAGUGAACGAGCUAAUUCAUCUGAUCGUCAGUUAUCACGUAAUCAAAACUUGAAGAAAGAUGAAAGGAAAAUCUCCCAACCAAUUCUACGACAACCAGCUAAGUGCUGUGUGGAACCAGCCUUAUCAAAGUCAACUUUUCUGCGAGAGAAUUAUAUACGUCAACAGUUGCUGGUGAAUAUUCGAUUUUUUUGGAUAAAUACUAAUAUCAGAAGUUCAUUAGCAAAAGCAGAUUUAGAUGAAAGAAAGAAGGAGGAGACGGAAUGCUUAAAACGAUUGAAGCAAAAAGAAGUGUUGAAUACAGUGAAAGAAACUUUAGGUGGACAGAUUAUAUCGCCUAAAAAGAUAAUCGAAUCUAUCACAGAAGAACGUAGACGUCAGCUAGUUCAACAAGAUUUAGCCCGUCAAGCUGAAUAUAAGCGUGAGCUGAAUGACAUUCAACAACGUGUUGCAUCAAAACCAUUACUGAUAACUAAACAGAAUCAACUGAUAGCUCGUAAACGUGCAGAAGCGAAAUUUGAAGCUUCUGUUAGACACGCUGGAUUAGAUCUAAACGAACUACUUGAAAAGAAUUUGAAAAAUAAUCGUCAAGAUCAAAAACUGAGUCCAAAAGCUAACUUGUCAAAAGUUCCAGUAGAAGUUUAUGACCCUAAAAAUCAUUUUGGUGACCUAGGAGACGGCUGAAGCUAACAAAGGAGACAGAUACAUUAGUGUCUACAUAAAUUUAUCAUUUUAGUUAAAAGUGUUUUAUCGUUUACUUCACUUAUUCUUGAAAUCAUUGUGACAAAAUUUACACAUUAUUUUAUCUUAUCAGAAUUCAAGUACUUUAACUGAUUUUUUUCGGAAAAUUGCAACAAAUUUUAUGUAUCAACACAUUAUAAGUUCUGUUGACCUUCUUUUCUUACAUUUGGUACUGAUUCCAUUAACUUUUCCUAUUCAUAUAAUGUCCACCUACCAUAAAAAAUUUAGCAAGUAAAGUCAACCUACUUGUAGGUAGUUAACUGUUGAGGUCAAAGGAUUUUAUUCAGUACUGCAAAGCUGUUACAGAUAACAUACAAGUGUUAGCGUUGAAUAUAUGAAGUUUAUGUAU